This is a messenger RNA of Periophthalmus magnuspinnatus, 3203 nucleotides long. RefSeq names its product progestin and adipoQ receptor family member IIIa (gene paqr3a). Gene Ontology annotation, cellular component: membrane. NCBI's taxonomy places the organism in Eukaryota, Metazoa, Chordata, Actinopteri, Gobiiformes, Gobiidae. Bases 137 to 1177 code for a protein of 346 amino acids. Gene Ontology annotation, molecular function: signaling receptor activity. The record is from RefSeq and is a predicted model, not a curated record. The transcript has 8 exons.
AGUCCCGGGCAGCCUGUUUGGGUCGGGGUCCUACACUGAUGACGUAGACGCUGCUGAUUUGGAGGAUGUUGUUGUGAGCUAAACUUUUGUCAAACCUUUUCUCUUUUGUAUAUUUAUUUUACAUGUUUUUUCUCAAAUGCGGAGCCCGUACUACAAGCCGCACAAUGGCACACACUGCACAUACACCAAACUGAAAGCGUCCUCCUCCUCUGGCCCCUCCCCUCUGGCUGCGAUGCCUCAGAAGCCACAGAAGCCGGCUCAGACCACCCACUACAUUGAGCUUGGCGGGUAUCAGUACUGGCCUGUGCUGGUGCCCCGGGGCAUCCGGCUUUAUACGUAUGAGCAGAUCCCAGUAUUUCUGAGAGACAACCCCUACAUCACCGAUGGGUACAGAGCCUACCUGCCCUCUCGCCUCUGCAUCAAGAGCCUGUUCAUGGUGUCCAAUGAGUCCGUAAACAUGUGGAGCCAUGUACUGGGCUUCCUGCUCUUCUUCUGCCUGGGCGUCUACAACAUGGCAUCUGUUCUGCCCUCUGUGGGGGCCUCCAGAGAGGACUAUGUCAUCUAUUCUGUCACCCUCUUCUGCUUUCAGCUGUGCAUGCUGUGCUCGGUGGGCUUCCACGUCUUCUGCUGCCAUCGUUCAGAGAAGACAAGUCGGCGCUGGAUGGCUCUGGACUAUGCCGGUCUGUCCAUUGGGAUCCUGGGCUGUUAUGUGUCCGGGGUCUUCUACACCUUCUACUGCAAUAAUUACUGGCGGCAGGUGUACCUGGUAGCGGUCUUGGCCAUGAUCCUGGCGGUGUUCUUUGCUCAGAUCCACCCCGUUUCCCUGAGUAAACAAUGGAAGCAGAUGCGCUCGCUACUGUUCUGUCUGGUGGGGGGGUACGGUCUGGUGCCCACAUCCCACUGGGUGUGGCUUUCUGGGGGCUUCAGCUCCGAACUUGUGCAGGCGUUUGUCCCGCGGGUGCUCGGAAUGUACGUCCUUGCCGCUCUGGCUCUGGUCUUUUACGUCUCCAAAGUCCCAGAGAGAUAUUUCCCAGGCCAGCUGAACUACGUGGGCUCCAGUCACCAGCUCUGGCACGUUCUCCUGGUGCUCAUGUUCUACUGGUGGCAUCAGUCAUCAAGCUUCAUCAUGGCCUACAGACACAGCCAGGCCUGCCCCGAGCCCAGCGCCCCGGGGUAAAGAGGAGGGCUCAGGGGGCAGAGGAGGAGCGCAGGGUGCAGAGGGCUCAGGGUGCAAAGGAGGAGUGCAGUUUGAUUGACAGCUGCUGGGUCAGAGGAGUUCGAUGGACUUAAACAGAGCGGGAUCUCUCAGUACACUUCAUCCAACCGGACCUAAAGACUGUUCAAGACACGACGCUAAAUAUGUUUGAAAGUGUGAAGCUGCAAAAUAAGGUUCAUAAAGUAGAUAAGGUAGCAAGAGCUUAAAAAGACUACUGGAAGUGCCUGUGAAUCAAAGAGAAUUGAAUUUUUUAAGUAUUGCAAAAAUAAUUUACACCAAAUGUGAUUUUAGAUUUUUUUUUCCUGGUGUUAAAAGUGGUGUGGGUAUUUUUUAGCCAAAUGUAGCUUCCAAUUUAUCAUUUAAAAGGGGCUGUCCAAAUUUAGUAAAGAUGGAACAGCAAACUAUCUGGUUAGUUGGAAAACGCUUAACUCGCUGUGUCACUGCCCCCUGUGCUCGCUCUGACAACUAUCCAGCUAAAAUUGCUCAAAUGCAUUGGAUUGGAUAGUAUUUAUUUACAAAAUAUUUUUAGCACAAUUUCAAAGUUUUCAGAACAUGCAAGUGCCUGCAAGUUAAACUGAAACCACUUUUUUUUCUUUUUUUUUUUUGUCAUUCUAAUCAUGACAAAUACUUGAACUUGAAUUUGAAAUUUGAAAAUUUUCCCAAAAGUGGUAAAAUGUUAACCGAUUGUAGCACAAAUAGUUGUUUUUAUACUUCCUUCUUCAAGUCAAAUCAAACCCAGCAUUCAACUUUAUAGCUUUUUAGUUUAAACUGAGCGCCCCCUACUGCACAGAGUCAAAUCAGGUCCUACAAAAGGGAACCUAAAAUCAUGUGCACAGUGAACGGUAUUACUCUCUACAAUUCAUUCUAUGUAUACAAAAAGCUGCUUUAUCGAACCAAAGAUCAUAAAUGUCUUAAGUUUUAGUUGUAGCACACCCUAAACCUAUCAAAGGUUUUGUCCAGUUGACAGAUUUGAAUUUUCUUUUAUUAUUUAGUGCAAUGAUUAAAGUUUACAGGUCGACAUAAGUGUCACGUUGUGAACAGCACCAGUCAAAAGCUUGGACACAUUUUUCCACUAAUGUUUCUAGAAGAGUAUUAUGUAAAAUCAAUUGUUUUGAGCUUCCUACCAUGUUAGAACAUUCAUCAACUCAUCAAAAACAUGCCUGAAGAGGUUUUAGAUGUCAUCCGUGCAUGUUUGAGUAAUCUAGCGAUCUCUCCUGGUUCAGUUCUCCUCAUGGUUAGCAGUACGAGUCUGUACAUGUCACCCCUGUACUUGCCAUUUUCCAUGCAAAAGUAUGAUAUAAAACAAUGCGUUACAACUUGUUUUGACCUGAUGUGCAGUAGUUUCAUUCGCAGGACGCGCUCUGAAGGGGGCGUGGCCAGUAUAGUAUUUCCAAAACAAUAAAAGGUAAUGCGGUGAUCUAAAUGUUGUGUAUUGGCAAUUAUACCCUGUAAGAGUAUAAUAGUGCCUCUUUAAUGUCAUUUUAAAUUUGGAUUUUUACAUAUUUACUGCGGGUUGAACCAGUGUGAAUGAGGCUUAAAGCAAUAGCUGGUAAUGUAUUGUAUUCCUAUUUAUAGAAUGGUCAUUUAAAUCCUUGUAAAUGCUUUACUUUGAAGGUCUUUUUAUUAUUCUAAAGCUGUCCAGUAGGCUCUGCUUGUGUCCAAACCUUUGACUAUGAUGAGGUUUAUAAUAGUAUUUGUUUGAUGUUUCAUGGGAGUAGUUAUCUGUGUAUUAUAAGGUUCCUCAAAAGGAUUGUGACUACUUUUUCUAUUUGUUCUUACACCCGGUCAUUUCAGUGGUUUGAAGCUCUACAUAGGAAUAAUGCAGUGUGUGUUAAGUUAUUGUAUGCAAGUAUUUGUAUGUUUUGUAAAUAUUUUGUCACCUUUUGUUUAAGCUCUUUUGUACAGUAGGGCCUUUGUAACAUGGACUUUUGAAUCUGAACACUUCAAACUUGACACUAAAUAAAGUUAAAAAGCACUGGUUAAAAUG